Messenger RNA from Monoraphidium neglectum, 201 nucleotides. RefSeq lists its product as hypothetical. The record is from RefSeq and is a predicted model, not a curated record. The transcript is spliced from 2 exons. The coding region runs from base 1 to 201 and encodes 66 amino acids. NCBI's taxonomy places the organism in Eukaryota, Viridiplantae, Chlorophyta, Chlorophyceae, Sphaeropleales, Selenastraceae.
AUGGCGUCUGACGGCGCUGUCGACCCGUUCUUCGUGCCGACCACUGAGGAGGAGCUGGAGGAGUACGGCACAGAGGCCGGCGGCCCCACCAACCUGGCGCGCCGCCUCAUGGACGCCGUGCGGCGGCGCAAGGGGCUGCCUGUUGAGGAGAAGGUGGUCAAGGUGGCCACGAAGCAGCGCACCCUCAAACGCAACGUGUAA